GUCGCCGAAUUCUCUUGGAUCGGAAAGCACCCACACACGCACACACGCACGGAUAGACCGUCUCAUAGAUCUUGCAUACACGUUGUUCUGCAUUUUUUUCGUGUUUUUUUUUCUCUAGAAACCUCCCCUCACACCGACCUCUCCCAUGGCCUCCUACCCCUACACGACUGCCUUGCGGUCCACCACCCCGCCGCUGUACUACCAUCGACCCGAAAACACCGCCCCUGCCUACUACACCGUCCCUUCCCGGGAAGUGGAGGGCCUUCGCAUCCCCCUUCACGGUGAUGGUGCGAAGAGUGCUGGCCCUCCUCCUCCGACAGCUUCGAUGAUGGCCCACCCGCGGACCAGUGUGAGCCUCCACCCGUCGAUCGAUCGCAGCUCAGUGCAGCGACCGCCGCCGUCUGCUGCCGCGGUGGUGGUGCCGCCGUCGCCGCGCCUUUCCGGCUACGCGAUGCCCUCCGUGGUAAACCCGUACGCAGCCACCGGCUCGAGAGACGCGUCGUCCUACGCGCCCCAGUCGAGCGCGACCGCUGCCGGACGCUGGAGCUACCAGCUACCGCAGCAGCAGCCGCAGUACCCCACGGUGGACCCGCUGACGUCCCGCGCCGCCGUGAUCGACGCCGAGGAGGGCGCCGCGGCAACGGAGGAGGCGGCACUGCGGGCAAAGCUGGCGGAGCUGCAGAUGGCUCGCAAGCGGCAGGAGGACGAGCAGCUCUACCUCAGCCACGGCUGGGCCCAGAUGCUGGAGAACGAGGAGCGCUACUACACGGAGCCGUUGAUCGACCGGCGACCUGAUAUUGCGGCCCGAGAGCAGCAGUGUUCGAUGCUGCACGACCGCCUUGCGCAGGCGGAGGCGCAGGCCCAGCACGCACAGGCGCAGCUGCAGGCGACGGAGUACAUUCUGCGCGAUGUGGAGAAGUUCGAGCAGGAGCGGCAGCGCCUUCAGGACGGCUUUCAAAACAUUGAGCGUCGUCGGCGCGAGGGCGUGGCCAAGGCAGAGCGCUACUUCGACGUCGAGACGAAGCGGAUUGUGGAAGGCAACAAGGUGAUCCGAAAGCUGGAUGUGCAGCUGCGAGAGAUGACGCGCCGCGGUCCGCUGGCCCAGCUGCAGGGGCAGUCCCGCGGCUCCUCCGCCUCCCGCAUGGUCACCUUUGCGCCGGAGAAGAGCAUCGUGCUUGACCUCGGCCGUGAGGAAUCCGCAUCCUCAGCGGAGCCAGCGACGGAGGAGAGCAGCGGGGGUCUGACCAACAGCUACGCCAGCAUGCACAACUCCCUGUCCGCCAACACCGCUGCGGUGGGCUUUAUGGCUGCCGACGAGGAGGAUAUCGGCGGCACGAGCAUCGCUUUCUCCUUCAACGACGCAAAGGAGCCUUUGCUGUCGAAGCGCCGCAAGGUGGAAAUCGCAUCGAUGUAA
Leptomonas pyrrhocoris is the source of this 1414-nucleotide messenger RNA. RefSeq lists its product as hypothetical. The record is from RefSeq and is a predicted model, not a curated record. The transcript has a single exon. NCBI's taxonomy places the organism in Eukaryota, Euglenozoa, Kinetoplastea, Trypanosomatida, Trypanosomatidae. Bases 146 to 1414 code for a protein of 422 amino acids.